Lytechinus pictus (painted urchin) is the source of this 1933-nucleotide messenger RNA. RefSeq lists its product as uncharacterized. The record is from RefSeq and is a predicted model, not a curated record. The transcript has 14 exons. Gene Ontology annotation, cellular component: extracellular region. The coding region runs from base 1 to 1842 and encodes 613 amino acids. NCBI's taxonomy places the organism in Eukaryota, Metazoa, Echinodermata, Echinoidea, Temnopleuroida, Toxopneustidae.
AUGGAGCAUUUGAUAUGGAGCGACAGUUUAGCAAGGGCGGCCCAGGCCUGGUCAGAGAAUUGUACUUGGGGUCACGGGCCAGCUGGAGUGGUCACUGUCCAGUAUGGACAGAAUGUUUGGCUUGAUAAAGUAGCCACUUCUGGAAACCUCGUUGGUAUCACAGCAACGCGGGGAUGGUUCGAAGAAAGUAGUUUCUACGAUUAUGCAACCGACGGAUGCACAGGGGAGCAGUGUGGUCACUAUACACAGUUAAUGUGGGCGUCAUCGAGAAAGGUGGGCUGCGGAAGGCACUACUGCCCAAGAGUAACGGGGGCGGGCGAUGCCAGGGCCUGGUUCAUUACGUGCAAUUACUACCCACCGGGAAACUACAUUGGUGCAAAGCCAUACAUUGCCGGUGAAAGGUGUACAAAAUGUGAAUCGGGAACUGGAACGUGUAAUAAUAAUUUAUGCAGAAACUGUACCGGAAUUUCAACGCAAUGCCAAUGUCGGCAGGUCUGUCAUUGCGGUGGAACUCUCAACAGAGAUGAUUGCACCUGCGCAUGUCCUAAUGGCUAUUUCGGUCCCGACUGUUCUGAAUACUGCGAGGACAAGCAUCCCCUAUGCGGGAAAUCCCCCGGCUGGCCCGGGUACUGGACCUGUGCGUUACACCCUCAAAUCCCUCGAAACUGCCCAAAGAUGUGCAAAGUUUGCACGCCACCGGACCCCGCCUCACCAAGAUGUGUUCUCCCCACGGCACAAACUCCGACUUUCCAGCCAUUCAACACAGACGGCAACUUCUUCACGACAGCGUCUUUCUUCGGGCCUGGGGCGACAGACAUGACCACCGUAGAUGGCGCUAUAACACCAAGAAACGGUCGAAAACGACCUACUAUCACUGACGUCCCUUGUGUGGAUAAGAAGUGCAAGAACGGCAUUGUAAGGGGAACAGAUUGCAGUUGUGCCUGUAUAGUUGGCUACGAGGGCAGGGAGUGCCAAUAUGUAACUACAGAGCUCGAUCAUGGAGUUAUAUUUUACUUGGAAGGAAAUAUAAAACAGUGGCCAACGAGUAAAUCUGUUUUGAAGGCUAUCAUAGCAAUGGCUGUAAAUUCGUAUUGUUCUCAGUAUCCUCAUGAAUGUUGUCUCAAAUCGUCAAAUUUACAAAAUCUCCUUCUAAACAGAACUCGAGUGCCUGCUUACAUCAAUGGCAGUCAUGUAAGCGCUGCAGUAGGGUUCCCUGUCAAGAUCAAUGAAAAUGAAUUCAAGGUUGAUAUGCUUGUUCAUCCACCACCUAAAUCACCUCUUUGUAUAGACGGCGGCUACCUAACUCAGAACCUACUCCUUUCCUCGCUCGGGUACCAGUUCGACAGCAUCAAAGCUUCCUUGAGUGUCACCACAAACUUCACCCUCUACGCCCUCGAAGGUAGGGAGAUCCAAGCCAGUACUAACCCUGCCGACGACCCCUUCUCUCCCGAUGAGGGGGGCAAGGAAGGGGCCGAAAAGACUCUCACCAUUGUUCUUUCAACCGUAGCAGCAGUCACUUCCAUCUUCGCUAUCACGAUUAUCAUCAUGGCCAUACAUAAAUGCGUGAAAAAGAAAAAAGAAUAUAUCCGACCGGCGAUGUCGACCAAGAGUUCCUUCGUCAGCGUUCUCGGGGACGGGGACGGUGACGGUGAGUCGGCGCUGACAGUCAAGGACGAAGUGUACCACAACCGAGCCGCCAGGAUGGAGUCGGCGGCCGUUAGGAUUUCCAGGACAUCGAAUCUCUUCAAGAUGUCCAGAAGGUCGUGGUUGAUGACAACACGGAAACAGUUAAGGAGGAAACUACAAGUGCAGACGUCGGAAGGAAAGCUUUUCCCCCAUUGACCCUUGAUGUGCCAGUCUUCAAGAAAUGGUUUCAGUGCCCGUUAUCCUAUGGAAUCGGUGAAGAAAUUACUCCCGCACGUCUCAUGUCGUG